AUGUCGGAUUUCAUUCAACUCAUCCACGCCCGCGACUUCGAUCCGAUACUACCAAACCCUUACGGACCUCCAUACCAACCCCAAGUCGCGAUCCUCGGCCUCAUCCCCGACGUCCGCGUCGACGUGCCCAUCUGCAUCAUCCUCAUCAUCUUCUUUUUCGCUGGCGCCGCCCUCAACCUCUACAUCUUCCUCCGCAACAACGGCAACGGUCACAAGUUCCUCGCCUCCGCCGUCCUCGUCGGCUUCUGCACAACGCGCAUCAUCGCCCUCUCCCUCCGCAUCGCCUGGGCCACCCAGCCCUGGAACGUCAGCCUCGACAUCGCCGCCACCAUCUUCGCCGCCGCCGGCGUCGUCCUCCUCUUCGCCCUCAACCUCGUCCUCUCCCACCGCCUCGUCCGCGCCCUCCACCCCAACAUCGGCUGGAACCCCAUCGUCGGCUACACCUUCCUCUUCCUCCACUUCUGGAUCUUCGUCUGCCUCGUCUGCGCCGUCGUCGCCACCACCGUCUCCUUCUACACCCUCGACCUCCGCUACCUCCAGCGCUGCCACACCGUCCAGCUCUUCUCCUCCACCUCCCUCGCCAUCCUCGCCUUCCUCCCCGUCCUCAUCGUCACCGGCGCCCUCUUCUACCCGGGCCUCCGCCGCCCCGAGCCCUUCGGCUACGGCAGCAUCACCACAAAGGCCCUCAUCGUCAUCGUCACCGCCCUCCUCCUGACCGUCGGCGCCGCCUACCGCUGCGCCGUCAACUUCGCCGUCCGCCCCGCCUGGGCCCCCGGCUGGUGGCACCACAAGGCCUGCUACUACGUCUUCAACUACGACCUCGAGCUCAUCGUCGUCUUCACCUACGCCCUCCUGCGCUUCGACAUGCGCUUCCACGUCCCCGACGGCGCCUGCAAGGCCGGCGACUACAUCAAGGGCCAGUACAAGUACAAGCGCGUCAGCAACCUCGCCGUCACUACCCGCUACCGCCUCUGCGACUACUGCGAACGCCGCGGCCACCGCCGCUGCCGAUGCCGCCGCGGCGGCAAACGCACCGAAAAAACCACCACCCGGAGGCUCGAAGUCGACGUCGAGGAGGCCUCGUCCUACCGCGCCUCCCGGAGCGAGCGUUCCGGCGUCAUCCACGGCCUGAGCGAGGUCGGCGACGGCAGGAGCUCCUACCUGAGCGCGUACUUCCGGAGCUCGUACGGGAGCAGCGUGAGCGGGAGCACGUCCUACUACGGGAGCGGCUCGUACGGGAGCGGGUCGUACACGGCGACCAACACGAGGAGUUCCGAGAGCGAGGAGAUCGUGGCGGAGAGGCUGCGCGAAUGGGAUAGGAAGUCGAGGUCGAGUCGGCGGAGCAGGGGAGAGAGAGAACGGCACCACCACCACCAUCAUCACCACGGCCACCACCACGGCCAUCACCAUGACCAUAAUGCGCGACGGCACAGUCGAAAGACUCGUCGACGGUUGGAAAUCAGAGAAAUCCGGGAUUGA
Messenger RNA from Colletotrichum karsti, 1479 nucleotides. RefSeq lists its product as uncharacterized. The transcript is spliced from 2 exons. Bases 1 to 1479 code for a protein of 492 amino acids. The record is from RefSeq and is a predicted model, not a curated record. NCBI's taxonomy places the organism in Eukaryota, Fungi, Ascomycota, Sordariomycetes, Glomerellales, Glomerellaceae.